AUGGUGUUUGUGAAUGUCAGUAAAGAAAACAACGGUCAAACUAUUACCUGCAGCGUCAAUUGCUCCAACUUCGAUGUUCAACUAUCGAAGUCGCAUAUAGUACAAGUACCAUAUAAACCGAGUGUUCACUUGUCGGUUCAAGACGAAGUAUUGCUAAAUGCUCAUGACACAACCAGCGUAACUUGCACGGCAAAGAGCCUGCCACAUUCAGAUAUUGUUUGGUCGGUUAACGAAGACAAACAACUCCUCGUUUGCAAUAAGUCCAUAGAAUGUAAGAUUCAUACACUGCCAAUAGAAUCAGAUGAACACAGAAACUAUACAUGCACAGCUUUUUUCGAAUUUGGAGACUAUGACACGAGUGCGACCAUUUCAUUUCUUGCAAUUGGAAGAGCUUCGACACAAAAACCAUAUGAAAUUCCAAAUGAAAGUGAAGAUGCGUCAUUGACCAACAGUAACGGUAUACCAAUAGUGUGGAUAGUCAUUGGUUUGAGCGUUAUUAUUGCGGUUGUCAUUAUUUCAACGGUCAUCGUAUUGGUCAGAAAACGGUUUUUAAAGAAGAAUCAACACGCAAAUUCAAGCGAACCUCAGCCUGUCCAACAUGCCAACGUGCAGGGAAAUGAAACAGUAGAAAUGAACGAAGAGGUUACAUACGCCCAAGUUAACAAAGUCAGGACAAAUAGGACGGAAACAUUGGGGCCUAAAACGAAGGGUUCAGAUACUAACCUAGUGUAUGCAGAUAUAGACAUCGAACAUUUGGAGACGGCCAGCAAACCACCUUCGAGAGAGAGGCCGCCAAGUCCGACAGAAUAUGCUGAAAUUCAUACUAUCAGAACAGAACGUGGAUCAAACAGUGACAAUAUUAUUACCUCAAGUCAGGGAAAAUAAUAAGUUUACAUACGUGCCAAUAAGCUGAUGUAUUCAAAUAUAACAUAUUUCUGAAUAUUAAAAUUAUUAAUUGAUUUAAGUCAUAAAUCAAUCUGAGAAAUGGCAUUUACCAUUUGAUUUACAUUAGGUAAAUAAGACAUGUGUAGGGAAUUUCAGCGAAAUCAGUCCCACUGAUAGCAAUAUUUUAAGAGUUUUAAGAUUUCCAAACAAAUAAUAUGUAUAUACAUGAUUAUACUAUUUUACUUUAACUCGAUUGUGAAGACGUUGCUUGUUUAACUUGUUAAAAGUAUUCAGUUUUGAUUUAUCUUAAUCAAACUUAUAAGUGGUUAAAGAGGUAAAUUUCAGUUUAAAAAAGACAACCUGUACUUAAGAGAAUGCAGUGGGGGGUUUUUCUUACCUUUGGUAAAAAGUGUUGAAUGAUUUUUAGCUCUACAACCCAAGGGCCAGAAGAGCUUAUGCCAUGUCGUGGUGUCCGUUCGUCCGUCCGUGUGUCCGUAAACGAUUGCUCAUGAACGCGAAAGUUUUGAGUGUAUCUCAAUCAAACUCAUACAGUUUAAAUGAGACCUCAAUUUCUCUUUUAAACUAGCCAUAUCCGCAUAUGCAUGAGUAAAGUAUGGCCCUUGAAAUGGUAUAGCCCUAGCAGAAGAAUACUCUAAGGGAGGCAAACUGUACAGAGAGUUGUGUAGUAUUGUAGUGAUUCUCUCCUUUUGCCGUCUGUUAACCAUGAGGAUCAUUGAUUGCUUUCCUCUGAAUGUGGGCUCAGCAAAGUGCCUGUAAUUUGUAUAUACAUUAUUUGGGUAAAAACAAAAACACCAAAAAAGUCCAGACGGUGGAGCAUAGGACAUCAUGGGCAUUUUGUUAUACUUUUACUAAAAAUAUAUGGGCGCCUUGUAAGAUGUUUUGUCUUUACCAUCUUUGUAAUGAU
Mya arenaria is the source of this 1810-nucleotide messenger RNA. RefSeq lists its product as uncharacterized. Gene Ontology annotation, biological process: homophilic cell-cell adhesion; heterophilic cell-cell adhesion. Bases 1 to 885 code for a protein of 294 amino acids. NCBI's taxonomy places the organism in Eukaryota, Metazoa, Mollusca, Bivalvia, Myida, Myidae. Gene Ontology annotation, cellular component: adherens junction. The transcript is spliced from 7 exons. The record is from RefSeq and is a predicted model, not a curated record.